Molecule: messenger RNA, 3047 nt
Organism: Dromiciops gliroides (monito del monte)
Lineage: Eukaryota; Metazoa; Chordata; Mammalia; Microbiotheria; Microbiotheriidae
Gene: TNS4
Product: tensin 4
Exons: 13
Coding region: 196-2415 (739 amino acids)
Molecular function (GO): protein binding
Source: RefSeq, a predicted model, not a curated record
CCUGGCCGCCGAGCCCGCCUCAGUCCCGGGAGACCAGUUACAGCACGAGAGCCGCGGCAGACCAGGCAGCUGUUUCACAGGUCUCCUUGGGCACUCAAAGCUGAGGAUUACCUCCUGAUCGAGACUGGAACAAGGACCGUGACAGGGAGACCUGAGAAGAAAGGGUGAACCACAGGCCACAGGUCUCCACAUACCAUGUCCCAAGUGAUGUCCAGCCAGGUGCUGAGAGCAGGCCACACUGUCUGUGUAGGCCCUCAAGAGGAGAGCCAGAACGGCUUUCUUCCCACCCGGAGCGCCAACCUAGCUCCCCAGUGUCCGUACUAUACCACUGAAGGCUGGAGGGCCCAGGUUCUGAUGGCCCCCGCGCCAGGUAAGGGACAGCCACUUCCCAGCAGGGGCAACUGUAUCCUGAGCCUCCACCCCACUGGAGCAGGACAGACCACAAUGGCAGCCACCAGGUCCAAUUGCUUCCCACAGCCCAGGGUGCAGCAGGACACAGGCUGGACAGAAGAGUUGGCUUCCUCCAUUGGUUUCUCCCUGGAGAGCCUCAACCAGAUGAUACUUGAGCUUGACCCUAACUUUGAGCUUCUGCCUUCUGGAGCAGACCCGGUCUCAACCCCAAGUGCUACGGUAACAAGGAGCAAAAAGGAAGAGCCUGAAGUUUUGGAUAUCAAGUAUAUUGAGGUGACAUCUGCCAAAUCAAGGUGCCAAGAACCCCCUCAACACUGUGCCAGCCCCUCAGUUAUCCCUUCCUGCGGAUCGCCCCUCAGUGGCGGCCUCCUCCUCUGCAGGGGAGGUGAAAAAAGUGCCAGCAGCGAGAGCCUCAUUUUCUCUGGGAGCCAACGUAGGGGGCAUCACCAACCUCAUCAACCCCCACCCUCUGGGGGAGAGCGAUCAUCUCAUCCCUCCUCCUCCCCCGGUAUCGCCAUUCCCAAGAACGAGAACCCUGGUCUUCAGAGUGAGAGCUUACUCCGAGAAGCUUCUCCAGGCUCAGGAGCUGUUCCAAGGUCCUCCCUGGGGAGCUGGGCCCUGCAGAGGGGCAGCGGGGCUUCUCUGUUGUCCAGCAGCCCAGCCUCUGAUACCAGCUAUGUGUUUGGCAGCAGCCAGUCUCUGCUUCCCACCGGCACCUCCAGCCACCAGCCUGCCUACAAAUACCCAGAAUGUUCUAGAAGCUCUUCUUCCAGCAUCCACAACCCCAGCACCUCAUGUCCCAGUGGGAGACCCAGCUACUUCCACCUUCAGAGCCCUGACUCAGGACUCACACCCCCAGUCUCCACCUUGGCUCAGCCUACAGGCUCACACUCACCUCCACUCCAGAAGGAGCAUGCCAGCAGCUGCCCUCCAUCCAUUGCUAAUUCCAUGGUAGACAUCCCCAUUGUGCUGGUCAAUGGCUGCCCAGCACCAGGCCCUCCCUCCCCACAGCCUUCUCGCCAACAUCAGAGUUUUGUCCGACCCAUGGUUGAAACUCCUGGCAGUCCCUAUGCAGCCCUCAGGAACCACAGCAAGACCCCCUCCGAUAUCUCUCUUGCCUCCUCCCCAGAGGGUUCCAGCAGAGACACUCCACUACCAACCAUGAAAUUUGUAAUGGACACAUCCAAAUACUGGUUUAAACCAAGCAUCACUCGGGAUCAAGCAAUCGAGCUGCUGAGGAUGGAGGAGCCAGGUGCUUUCGUGAUCAGGGACAGCACUUCAUAUCGAGGGUCCUUUGGCCUUGCUAUGAAGAUUCAGGAAUCUCCAACAUCCAUUCAGAGUAGAUCAGGAGCAGACGGCAAUGACCUGGACCUCAUCCGACACUUCCUCAUUGAAUCUUCAGCCAAAGGGGUGCACCUCAAAGGGGCUGGGGAGGAGCCCUACUUUGGCAGCUUAUCGGCCUUUGUAUACCAGCACUGCAUCAUGCCCUUAGCCUUGCCCUGUAAGCUCGUCAUCCCCAGGAAAGAAUUGGGAGGUGGAGAUGGGGCCCCAGAUCCCCCAGCAGACAGCGAGACUUCUCGAUUGAAGAAAUCAGCAAGCUGCCAAGCCCUGUACCUGACCUCUGUGAGUGUGGAGACACUGACUGGGGCCAUGGCCGUGCAGAAGGCCAUCUCCACCAUCUUUGAGAGGGACACUCUCCCUACACCUACUGUGGUCCACGUCAAAGUCACAGACCAGGGCAUCACCCUCACCGAUGUGCAAAGAAAAGUGUUUUUCCGGCGCCAUUAUCCACUUGCCACGCUCCGCUUCUGUGGCAUGGACCCAGAGCAUAGGAAGUGGCAGAAAUAUUGCAAAUCUUCCCGGAUUUUUGGCUUUAUUGCCAAGAGUUUGACAGAGCCUGCAGAAAAUGUGUGCCAUCUCUUUGCCGAAUACGACACUGUCCAGCCAGUCUCCCCACUCAUCGACCUCGUGGGUACCCUGCUUCGGGAUACAGAGAGGAUGUAGGUGCGAUGGGAGGUGUAGAGGCAGGUAGCCAAGGGAUGCCUCAAUCCCUGGCCCAUCUCUGCCUGAUAGAGGAGAGAGGCCAAGGCCCCACUUCUAGAUUAGUCCCUGGGGGUCCAAGUUGCCAUUUCCACAGAAGGCUGAGAAGAAACUGACAAAACUAAUUGUAGAGCUAAAACCCCCCAGAAAUUGACAGAACUGUCCUUGUCAGGGACUGAGCAGGCUGCAAUUCAAAUACUAUGUGCUUAGCCCCUGCACACGGCAGCCCAGACGGCACCGUGCCUGACAUACUUCAAGGAGUGGCUAAACUGCCCCCAGAUCAGCACAUGUUCAGUGAAGACAGCAACAGGAUGGGAAGGGCUGUCUGUGUCAUCUACACUAGCCUGGCUCCAUUCAUCACCCCCAUAAUAUGGAGUCACAGACUCUCGGAGGGGGUUCAUCUAGCCAAUACUAUGCUCGAAGGCUGUUCAGGCCAGCUCUCCUCCCCAACCCCUCAUACACAGCACCACCACCACCACUACCACCCCCCACCUCCUACCCCCAGCUUCUAGAAAAACUGAAAGCCAGGAUCAGAACAUCUUGUCCAGGGAUUCUUACCUGGAGUCAGUGACCUUAGUUUUUCAUUUUAUAUAUAU